Molecule: messenger RNA, 2847 nt
Organism: Nematostella vectensis (starlet sea anemone)
Lineage: Eukaryota; Metazoa; Cnidaria; Anthozoa; Actiniaria; Edwardsiidae
Product: checkpoint protein HUS1
Exons: 8
Coding region: 121-966 (281 amino acids)
Biological process (GO): meiotic DNA integrity checkpoint signaling; mitotic intra-S DNA damage checkpoint signaling; double-strand break repair via homologous recombination
Cellular component (GO): site of double-strand break; nucleolus; checkpoint clamp complex
Source: RefSeq, a predicted model, not a curated record
UUCCUCACUGAGCAUCACGGGAAAGACUUGAAACAUAAUGGCGGCAGAUUCGAGUCAAGCACAGCAGAAACUCCAUAAUCCAUCUAGAGUGGUGAAACAUUGAUCGAAUACUGAGCUAAGAUGCGAUUCAGAGCUAAGAUAAUCGACCUGAGCUGUAUGCAACGAUUCACACGUGUUCUAGGCACGAUAUCUCGUAUGGCUAAGACUGCCACUCUUCGUCUUACUCCAACCAAGUUGUAUUUCAUUUUUGCGGAUACUGUAGCGAGUGGUGGGAUAUCGAUAUGGUGUGAAUUAAACCAGUGCAACAUCUUUGAUGAGUACCGCAUAGAAGGCACAGAUGAAACAAAUAACAUCUACUUGGAGCUGAUUCCAGAAAAUCUGAGUAGAGCAAUGAGGUCUGCAAGCAAUGCCCAGGCUGUCAAAAUAAAACUUACUAAGAAGCAUGUCCCUUGUAUAACGUUUGAGAUCAUCCUGCCAUCUUUGUCUGCACAUACCCGGACUGUCACACAUGAUGUCCCUGUUAGUGUUAUACCACAGAGAAACUGGGAUGAGUAUGCCGAGCCAAACAUGCCAGAUGUUGAUGUUAGUAUUUACAUGCCGCCACUCAAAGUCUUGAGGAAUGUGGUUGACAGGAUGAAGAAUCUUGGAAACUUCUUAACAAUAUCAGCAAGCUACACUGGCACUAUGACUUUGGGUGUUGAAACAGACCUGGUUACCGUCACCACUUACUUCAAGCAUUUAGACAUACCCACAUGGGAGAAUGACGCCCCUAUGUCUCAUAACCGUGAUCCAGAUGCAAUGGUUGAAGCAAGGGUGGACAUAAAAAAGAUAGCUACCUUUUUGAAUGGACAGCAGUUUGGUCCAAACAGAGUUAUAUGCAACAUUGUGGAAAACAGAGCUGUCCAGUUCUUUCUGUUGCACGAGGAUGUGUCACUGCAAUAUAUGAUACCAACAGUGUCCAGGUAGUAGCUGAAUUUCAGGAAUCACUAUCUGGAUUGUUACCACGCAAGCCAAGAAUGAAAAUAGUUCGCGAACCUACCCGCCCAUGAGAGACCGUCAAACUUGGUGUUUGCAAGUCGUGGGGGAGAAAAAUCGCAUUUCACCUCUUGCUCUUUGAUUUUUUUGUUUUUGCCGUUUCCAUAGCGACGUCGCUAAACUAGCUAUUUUUGAACUGGGGGGAGACAGUUCUACAUUCUAUAAUGGCUUAAAAGGAAAUUGGCCAAAUGUUAUACAUAUGUUUUGUUGCCUGAGAAAUGAGGUUCUAGAAGAAGCCUCUGCGUUCAUAUGCAAUGUAAGAGCUCCCAAAAUGCCUGUCUGAAGUUUGAGCGCUGAAAGUAAUAGAUCAUUUGGUUGACUGAUGCGUCGACAAAAAGAAGCAUCAAAGCGUUCAAAUACACCAAGCCUUGUGGUUGCAAGAUACCGUGCUCUACAAGGGUGUUUGCCACGGCGAACGAGCCAACACAGGGUAAACACGGACGCUACUUUACAGACCUUGCGUUUAGUGUGUGCGCUCUCUCCAUUUGUUCCCACAUCUAUUGGACAGAUUGUAUUGUUGAAAUAGAAUCCUCUAAUGAUUGUGGCGUGGCAAAAGCUCAUGAUACAGUAAGAAAUGCCUCUUUUUCAUAAUGGCUUGCCCAAGCAUGAAUGCAAAUUAAGGCUUAUAAGUGACAUACUUAGUGCACACAAAGAAAGACACAGCGAAUGCCACUGAUAUAAUCCAAAUUGCCACAAGAAAGUACACAAUGUUUUCCAAAGUGAGUCCAUUUUACCUCGAUGGGCUUUCGAGCCAUAUUGCGCUCGUGAGAUAUCAAAUUGCUAACGUAAGUACAGUAAAUGUUGGAAAAUUCGCGACCGGAAAAUUCGCGAACACUGAAAAUUCGCGGUCAGGUCUUGGACCCCGAGGUUAUUUUGCCCCCUAAAAUACUACUAAUUUACUAAUAUAUAAUACAAAAUAACUACAAAAUACCCGCUUCCGGUUUAAAGCCGCAUUGUCACCAGUUUACUUCCGGUCGAUUACGUAACAAUCUCCGAUGAUUUUUAACGGAAAACGCGAAAAAUAUUGAAAGCAUUGUGUUUAUUGGAAGAUUCUUUGAAAAUGUGAUUGAUAAUUUAGAGCGGAUGGCCUGUUUAAUAUCUCAGAUUUUAAUAGAUUCUUUUGUCUUUUAACGGUUGAGGUUUCCGACGGACCUCCGGAAGUAAACUGGUGAAAAUGCGGCUUUAAAUCGCGUAUUUAAUCCUUGGACCUCAAUUUACUAACAUUCACUGUACGGACACCGCGAGCGUCACUAUGCAGACGUUAACUCCAGUUUCCCAGUUACGAGAACGCAUAUCAGAUCGCCGGCGGGGCCUUGGAGGAUACUCACGUACAACACUGAUACAGCUGGAAUGGCGAACAUGAGGCUCACAAAGUCUACGCAAGCUAGAUUAGCUAGCAGUAUGUUGGUCGGGGUUCGCAACGAUCUUUUUCGCUUAACUAUGAUGAUAACCAUAAGAUUUCCCGUCAUUCCUAGUGUUGCCACAAUUCCGAGAACUGCUGUAAAAAAUCAGUCAUCCGCAUCAGUUAAACAGACACCUGCUCAAAUUUGAAUUGACAAAGCUAAUUAUUAGCUUCCUAAUUUAUCUAUGCUCGUAUAAAAUGUGAUCAAAUUAUGAAAAGUAUAGCUGCAUAGAUAGAAAAAAUCUCAUUUUGAUAUGUAUAUAUAUUUAUCUAUCUGCAUUUCUACAUAUUUCUUUUGAUUUAAAAUGAAUAAAAUGUAAUAUGCAAUAGAAUGAAGUAUUAUCAAAAUAAGCCGCAAUUAAAAUUUAAGAUGAUUGACAAAUAGAUUAAACCACACUUUCGCCUAAAAA